CCUACAUCUCUCAAGCACCCAGCGCAAAAAACCUCUGGGGAAAACGAUGAAAGAGGCACUCGACUCGUGUCAGACCGCAGCACCACCGGCUGGGACUCACCAUCCAGCACCGCACCAGCAGGAAGAAACCACGGAGGUGUCUUCAUAAGAUGCCCGUGGAGAAUCCCCUCUUUUUUCGCCCCGCUCCCAAGAUGGCGUCGAUGCGGGAGAGUGACACUGGCCUGUGGCUGCACAACAAACUGGGCUCCACAGACGAGCUGUGGGCGCCGCCGAGCAUUGCCUCGCUGCUCACGGCUUCGGUGAUCGACAACAUCCGCCUCUGUUUCCACGGACUCUCCUCGGCAGUCAAGCUCAAGCUACUCCUGGGGAUGCUGCACCUGCCCCGCCGGGCGGUGGAUGAGAUGAAAGGGGCACUGACUGAAAUUGUCCAGCUUGCUACCUUGGAUUCAGACCCUUGGGUCUUAAUGGUAGCUGAUAUUUUAAAAUCCUUUCCAGAUACUGGCUCCCUUAACCUUGAUCUUGAAGAACAGAAUCCCAAUGUUCAAGAUAUUUUAGGAGAGCUUAGAGAAAAAGUAAGUGAAUGUGAAACUUCAGCUAUGUUGCCGUUGGAAUGCCAAUACUUAAACAAAAAUGCCUUGACAACACUAGCUGGGCCACUUACUCCCCCAGUGAAACACUUCCAGCUGAAAAGGAAACCUAAAAGUGCCACUCUCAGAGCUGAACUCUUGCAGAAGUCAACAGAAACUGCACAACAGCUCAAGAAGACUGCAGGAGUGCCUUUCCAUGCCAAAGGCAGGGGCCUGGUCAAAAAGAUAGAUACCACAACACCACUCAAAGGAAUACCAAAACAAGCUCCAUUCAGGAGUACUUCAGCACCUAGUGUAUUUAGUUCUUCUGGAAACAGAACUCCUAUUCCUCCUUCAAGAACACCUUUGCGCAAAGAAAGAGGAGUAAAGCUUCUAGAUAUCUCAGAGCUGGAUAUGGUGGGUGCUGGCCGUGAAGCAAAGAGAAGAAGAAAGACAUUAGAUACAGAAGUUGUGGAAAAGCAAACCAAAGAAGAAACAGUAGUAGAAAAUGCUACCCCAGAUUAUGCUGCUGGCCUUGUGUCUACACAGAAACUUGGCUCACUGAACAAUGAGCCUGCACUACCUUCUACAAGUUAUUUACCUGCUACCCCCAGUGUGGUGCCAUCGUCCUCGUAUAUUCCAAGCUCUGAAACGCAGCCAGCUGGCUCUGCACGAGAGGCCUUGCAGACUACCCGACAGACCGAGGAGCCUGCGGCUCCCAAUGCUACUGCAGCUCUCCCUGCACAGUUCAAACAAAGAACACCCAUGUACAAUAGUAACUCAAACCCACCUGUGGCUACACCUACCUCACCUCUAACACCUACCACACCUCCUGCCAUAUCCCCUGCGGCACAGGCACCACAAGUGGCCCCCCAGACUCAGCAACAGCCGCCACCGAAAAAGAGCCUCUCUCUCACAAGGGAGCAAAUGUAUGCUGCACAGGAGAUGUUCAAGACUGCAAACAAAGUUACAAGGCCAGAAAAGGCUCUUAUACUUGGAUUCAUGGCAGGAUCCAGAGAGAAUCCUUGCCAAGAGCAAGGUGACAUCAUCCAAAUUAAACUUAGUGAGCAUACAGAAGAUUUACCAAAGGCAGAUGGCACUGGCAGCACCACUAUGUUGGUCGAUACGGUCUUUGAAAUGAACUAUGCUACUGGUGAAUGGACCAGAUUCAAGAAGUACAAACCUAUAACUAAUGUUUCCUAAGAGAUGCAGCAACAGCAGACUGGACCAAAUCAAGCUCAGAGUCAACCAGCUCUUAGAGUGUGUCAACUGUACAAAAAGGCAUUCAUGUGUACAUUUCUUAGUACCCUCCAGAAUAGAAGUUGUGGCUCUUCAACUUAUCUGGGCUCGGUGAACACAAAAGAUGGUGUAAAAUUUGCUUUUUCUUUUUUAAUCAUGGGAGAGGGAAAGGUGAUCUGGGGGAGGGAGGGGGGAAAGAUGUUGGUGUGUUUUUAUUUUCCUACAGUUCAAGAUGCCAGAAAAGAAGAUCACAACUGAAAGAUUACAGAUGGGAGCAGUUUACUUCUGAGUACCAGAAGAGAAGACUACUGCACAGUCAUUCACGGUUUACCAUUAAACAAGGGCACAGAUCUUUAUUGUAAAAAUGUUUUCUUUGGCUACGUGGGUUCUGUUGUAAGAAUGAACAUUGAAGCACCAGCUUGAAGCUGGUGCUUGAUUGUUUUGUAAUUCAGCUGCAGUAUAACUAAGUAUUGCAGGUGGUAGAUGUCCAGUGUCUAAUGGUACCCACUGUGUUUAGCUUAUUUAUGCUUGGGUGAUAGGAUGAGAUUGAGCAGCUUUCUUAACUCGCUAUAUUGUCAGUGUCCAUGCCCAGCAUGAGUUAAUCUAUACCUGACAUGAUUUGAGAUCAGGAGAAACUGGGUAUUGUAACUUUCUGAAGAAAAACAAAACCAAAAUUAAGAAGAAAGUAAUGGUGGCUUGUCACUGCCUGGAAAUGAUGGCUCUUUGCUAUGUAAGUAGAAGUUGAUCUGUGACUCUUGCAUAGCAAGCCCUUUGAACAGCAUCACUUGCCUGGGAGGAAGUGAAGCUAUAACAUCUCAAGACCAAUUGCAGCUUAAUUUGAAAUGGCCCUAGAAAUGGUUGAGUGACACCUAUCUGAACAUAGGUGGUUGAGAAGGUUUGUUGUCUUGAGGCAGUGUUAAUUUGUGUUUGGUUGAGCAGUCAUCAUGUGUUUGAUUGCCAAGCCCUGAUACAAAAAGUUUUGAAUGACUGUAGCUGUGGUUCUUACCAGUGUAGUUAUAUUGGUGUCAUCACUAAUGUGGCCACAAUUAUACUGGCAUAUAAAUGUGCCUUAUACUUGUCCCCUUCUAGUAGAAGCACGUUUUUAUCUUUAUAACUGUGUUCACACCACUGGUAUAAUUUGGCUUUCAUAGGACAAAUAAAGCUUGCUUUUAUUGAGAGGGCUUCUGUUCAUAGUCCAAGAUUCAUCCUUUGGAGACUUGGUUUCAUCAUCUGAAGGAGACUUGGGUUGAAUGUCUGGGUUCUGCCCCUACUUGUGUGUGGAGCUGUGCUUGGUUGGGAAUGGUGCUGGGGAGGUACCUUGGGCUGACUAGAGGUUCAUGUUGAAGUGGAACUCUUAAGACAAAAUGAGGCUUUUAUCUUCUUUUUUAAUGGAAAAGCAGACCAAAUCCAGUAAGUACUCUUAUAUACUAACAAAGACACUUAGAUGAUUGAUUAGAGUCUUUUUGUAUUGGGGCAUUUUUAUUGCAUUUUGUUUUUAGUUUUUCAAACAAAUUAUCCAACAGGACAGGGCAAGUAUAACUAAUAAGAAAACCUGUAUUCUACAGUUUGAAAAUGUGACCAAAAGUUAUAGGUUUCUUAACUUUAAUUAAGCAAAUACACAGAAUGUUGUAGCUCCUGCAGUGGGCAAGUUAUUCGAUGGUAGCUGCUGCCAUCACGGAGUGUUGUGCAUGUAUUGGUGUGCAAGUGACUCCCAGAUAAGUGUCACACUGGGGGCUCUCCUCCACAUCAGUACCCCAUGUCAGAAGCAACCUAGAUCGUGAUUCUGACUGCAGUUUUUCUUUAUACAGCUAGAAACCAGCCUGACAAGUGAGGAUGAGUAGCGAGGUUUAGGUUUUUUAGGAGUUCAGUAGAAUGUGUUUUCAUGGUUCUAACUUACUUGAUUAUAGUAGGUUACACAGGGCUAACAAUAGAAUAUGGAAGUGUUCAUCCUAUAAAAGAAAGAUUUAAAGAAAAGUGACAUUCCUUUUCUUGUCUGCAUUAUUCAGAUUUUAAAGCUCUCUUGUGAUGACCAGUUUUAUGUACACGUGUAUGAUACUCCUGUCUUAACUGUUGCUGCUUGCUACAUAAGCUGCAAAUACCAAAUACAAUUUUUAACAUGAAACUUCUAGAAAACUGGCUUGAGGGGCAUGUACUGUCACUGUAAAUAGCUGAUGCAAGACUUUGCAAUUCAGUAGUGGUCAGGAGCUGCUGCGUGACACCUCUUUUGGCUUACUUGAGAUUAACUGGGGUCCCUCAUUAAACUUUCUUGCUCCACAGAAGUGUGUAUUUCAGACCUGUGCUGUGGGCGUGGGGACAGCUGUCCCUCUCCUCUUCAAGAAGCCCUUCUAGAAUGCAGUGGAGUCAUUUUGAGUGCAGUAGUGUAUAGGAAGCUUAAUCAUGCUGCUCUUGGUAUUUGCUGCCUAACAAAGUUGGUCUCCUCCAGGCCUAUUUGUCUGAAGUCAGUCAUACACAAUACACUGAAAUUUUAAUUAGAAGCAUAGUAUAUUUUUAAUUCCAUUAAGGGAUGAGGCAGUUUAAACUGCAGAAAGAAUUUAUUUGUAAGUGACUUUAUCACCCUCAAUACCAGAGCAUUACUUCCACUUGAUCUGUGAAUCUGGAAAGUUGUUUUUCUUUUUAACUGCCUGAAGAAAGGCAAGUUUGUGCAAUGUUGUUAAAUGAUACCGUAAAAAGUAAAACUACAUGGAGAGAAUGAAAUCAUUGAACCAGUGGCCUGAAAGUAGGGAUAAUGCCAGGCAAUUCAGAAAGGGCAGUAUCGAAUUCCAAUAUAAUGGAAUUGCGUACAGAACAAAAUCUGGCCCUGGAACUUGGUAUUUUUGUCUUGACUUCAGUCACUUGGAUGUUAGCUGGAUUCUGUUCAGUGAGGCUCAAUAUGUGCUGUAAGAUGAAACAAGAACAUUUGUUGACUCUAGAAUGACUUGCAGAUGUACUGACAAUAGACCAGAGAAGCAGUUCAAAGUUUUGUUAAAGCUUUGUUUUUAUCUUUUUCACUUUAUCCGAUCAUGAAGUUUUAGGAAAUAGCAAGCCCAAACUUCCCUAGGUACAUUACUGCACCUCAGCAAGGCAGGAUGUCCCAGCUUCUCUUGCCUUUGCUUGUAAGGAAGCACCUGUCUGUGCAAGCCUAGGCAUGAUACGAAUUGGCCUGUUUGAUUUUUAGAGUAUGGAAUACUGGAGAAAGAAGCAGUGAAAGUGGCUUGUCCUGCCCAAAGUUUUUAUUCUUGGGGGAGGAGGAGCACAUACAUGCAGAGCCAGGCUCCUUUAACAACGUGCCCGACAGCAAAGUGCUGGGUUUCUUUAGGCUCCCUUUUCUGUCAUGAGGGCUGUGAGGACCAGAAAGGGUGAAAUGAGUGUAAUGAAGAAGGUGAGCCCAAGGAGGAUGCUGAGCAAGAGUUCUGGUCAUAGGCUUCAUCUUCCUUUUUGACAGAACAUUUUUUUUUUCCCUUCUCUAGUGCUCUGUAGUUACUCCAUACAAAAGAGUCUAGGCUUAGUUUGGUUAACACUCUAGUAUUCAUAGAAGCAUAGAAUGGUUUGGGUUGGAAAGGACCUUAAGAUCACCUAGUUCCAACCCCCCUGCCAUGGGCAGGGGCACGUCACAUUAGACCAUGUAGGUUAACUUGGUUUUCUCUGGUAGUAUUGCCAUUUAAUCUUCAGUUAAACACCAUAGGAUGCUGCAUGCAGUGGGGAGGAGCCUUUGGUAGUUGCUUGGCAUCUCCAUGUGAAAUUGGUCACUUCUCUCACUAAGUCGUGUCAAAGUGCAGGCUACUUGUCUAGAUGAAAGAAGCUUGAGACUUUGACAUGAUUCAGUUUAAGAGUGAAUUGCAUUUUCAUAGUAAGAUCUGACUGGAAGAGAAAAGAGACUAUAAAAAUGUUAAGCCAGAACCCUCUGGGAAUCUGGUGCCUUCAACAAGAACUGUCAUUUUGUAAAAUGUUACAUCUAUAGCAUAGCCCGUAUGUUUUCUAUUGUUUUUUUUGUACAGUUGUAAAUUCAAAAUACUCUGUCUUUGGGUACGUAUUUUCAGUGUAAUACAGUAUGUAUAAUAAAAAUCUAGAUUUUCUAAGGAAA
Strigops habroptila (Kakapo) is the source of this 5886-nucleotide messenger RNA. It is a transcript of the gene NELFA, whose product is annotated as negative elongation factor complex member A. Gene Ontology annotation, biological process: negative regulation of transcription elongation by RNA polymerase II. The coding region runs from base 150 to 1769 and encodes 539 amino acids. The record is from RefSeq and is a predicted model, not a curated record. Gene Ontology annotation, cellular component: NELF complex. The transcript is spliced from 12 exons. Lineage: Eukaryota; Metazoa; Chordata; Aves; Psittaciformes; Psittacidae.